CCACCAUUGUCGUAUUUAAUCGUCGUUGUUCUAUAAUAAUAACUUUCUUAUCAGGACAUUUAAUAAAACAUUGAUAAAAUAACUUUCAUACGUCUACAUAUGCACAUAUAGGCGGAUCACACAGACAGAAUUAAAGAAAGGAUGUUACAGACUGCACUAUUUGUAGUCGUAACUAUUACCUUUUACGUCCAUGUAUCUGCAACAAAUUUACAUAUGUACGUGAGCCCAACUGGUGUGGACACCAAUGAUGGUCUGUCGGAUAAAACACCGGUAAAGAAUAUAGAGCAGGCCAUAAGAAAUGUGAAAAAUGUGAAACAUAACAACGAUACGCUCUACAUAGAGUUAAUGGCAGGCUAUCAUGACCUUCCAAGGACUCUACAUUUAGACAGCAAAACAACGAUUCGGGCUUACAACCAACAAGAAGUUCACGUGACUGGCGGUCGACGAAUUCCUGUUGCAAAUAUAAAGCGUGUUACGGACAAAGCUGUUUUGGCUCGUCUACCAACAAAUGCACGACAACAUAUUCGUGUGGUCAAUUUGCAUGAGUUGAAUAUAACAAACUAUGGAAGAACUGAAAAAUAUGGUUCAAAUGUCAAAAGGUCAACAACACUAGAGGUGUUUGUUAACGGAAUACCUCUACACGUCACUCGAUGGCCCAAUAAGGGAUAUCUGGACGCAGUUGAAUUUCCAGACGGGAAGCAAGGCUUACGCUUUCGUUACAAUUCCACAGUCCCUCAAACCUGGCAAAAUGAAAGUGACCCAUGGGUAUAUGGGUAUUGGUAUGCCGGAUGGUCUGAUGGUGCUAUUAAAGUGACUUCUCUGGACACGAAAUCAAUGACUGUGACCCUUGCAGAGAAACCGCCUCAUGGCUUCAGGCUGUUAGGUAACUGGGACGCUUUCCAACAAGGUAAGGCUGCUCACGAUGGGGGCUACUUUCGCUUUUGGAAUAUAUUGUCAGAGCUAGAUGAGCCAGGAGAGUAUUAUAUGGAUAGAGACAGUGGACAUCUGUAUAUGUGGUUACCGAAUCAAGAUGGCAAUGUAAAACAAUCCGAUGUUAUAUAUAUUUCUAUGAUUUCAGACUGUAUAUUAAUUAACACUAGAGCAAAGGAUGUCGAGUUAACGGGCUUUACCUUGGAGGCAUGUAGGAAGACCGGGAUAUUUGCACGCAGUGUACACAACGUAAGGUUAAAUGAAGUGGAAGUGAAAAAUACAGGUCAUAUGGCUGUAAGGUUUGUUGGAGAUUGCAGAGAAUGUGAAAUAUCACAGUGCUACAUCCAUGACACGUGCGGAGGAAUUUCUGUCUCAGGUGGAAAUAGAAACAAGCUUGAGUCAUCAGGAAAUAUUGUUCAACAUAAUGAGUUUGAACAAUUUUCUCGUGUGGGUGCAGCAGGGAAUGAUGCUAUAUCUGUAUCUGGUGAAGGACAUACCGUCGCUCACAACCAUAUCCACGAUGGUGAAGCAGGAGCUAUCGGCUUUUAUGGGAAUGACAAUAUCCUCGAGUACAAUUUGGUACAUCAUGUAUGUACAACAUUAUCUUCUUGUAAUGCCAUUCGGACGGGCUAUGACUGGACGUAUCGAGGUAAUUUCAUUCGUAACAACAUUAUUCAUCACUCUUUACGGCUGGUUCCCGGGAAUUCAAACAAAGCGAUAUACUUAGAUGGUCAAGGGUCUGGUACCCAAAUACUCGAUAAUGUAAUGUACGAUAACGAUAUCCACGUGCAAAUUGGAGGCGGUCGUUACAAUUUCAUCACAAACAACGUAAUGUAUAAUGCUACAAGAUCCAGUAUAGCAGUAGACGCUCGUGGUACAAGUCAUCGGGGUGACAAUGGCUUGUAUCAGCAUUUACAUUCAGUGCCAUAUCAUGAUGCUGCCUGGAGUCUAAGAUAUCCACAUUUAGCCCACAUUGAUCAAGAAAAUGCAAGUUUGCCAGAAGGAAAUCAAAUAACUAAGAAUGUUAUAUAUGCAAGCCCAAAGACUGGUUACAUCGGUGGAAUACCAGGAUUUUUAAAAGACAACCAGUCAGCGUAUUUCAAUUUUACAGAAAUAGGUUUUUCGUCAGGGAGUGGUGACCAUUUUAAGCCAGAAAAUGGUGAUUUCAGAAUUGCAUGUAAAUUAUGGGAAUGGGCAACUAGAGUAAAAUUUCAUCAAGUUGUUUCACCAAAUUUAGUUGGACCAUCUCUAUCUCCGAUUGGUCCGUCUUACCUACACAGAGGCCUCAAAUAUCUGGUGAAUACGACCUAUGGUCAAAUUCCAUGUCCUACGCUACCAUCACCAAACGUUCCAGUAGCUCCCUUCAUUCCAUAUGGUUUAUAUAGUAACCAGAUAUUUCCGGUAGAGAAAAUUGGUUGUUGGUUGAACGUAACAAAAUGUCAGAAUCAUACUGCCGCGAUUGGAACAUACAGAGAUAUGUAUGGGGAGAGAUACCGCCAUGCUUCCGCCAAUGAAUCCAUGUGCUUCCAGCGAGCUUUAGAGCAAUGGCAGUUUUGUGGAUCACACAGGCGUGACCCAGUUGUGGCUAUUUAUGGACCUACUGGCAAUGUAACUAUUCGUGGUGAGGGUUGUGUUGAGGCUUGGUAUGGAUGUCCAAAACAUGGUGGACCAGCAGAUGGACAUGUUAAUUUGACGCACGGCAGAUAUUUUCAUGAUAAUUAUAAACCGGCUCAAACCAGCGAGAAAAUCUGUUUGGAGAGGGCAGUGCAAAUUUGGAGAUAUUGCGGUUCAAGUACAAAUUACCCCAUAACGACGGUUUACCUGCCAACCGGAGCCAAGCGAACUGCUGGUGGUGGUUGCUGGAUAACAACAGAAAGCUGUCCAAAACAUCCACAACAAAGUAAUAUAUUCUAUGAUGCCGACGGGGCGACUUAUUAUAAUACAGAUGAAAGCGAGUUUCCUUGCCUCCACAGAGCCGAGUAUUACUGGCACAACUGUGGUUCGGAUCCUAACUAUCCAGUCACCGCAACGUUUCGUCCCUCAACACACAGUCAAACAUAUCCAUAAUGUCGACACCUACUCUGUAGUUAUUGCAAUAUUUUGCUACAUUUAUUUGACUGAAAUAGACGAAUUUUCACACAAUAGAAUUAAAAGCUUAUUACUA
Ruditapes philippinarum (Manila clam) is the source of this 3094-nucleotide messenger RNA. RefSeq lists its product as uncharacterized. The transcript has 24 exons. Bases 142 to 2997 code for a protein of 951 amino acids. The record is from RefSeq and is a predicted model, not a curated record. NCBI's taxonomy places the organism in Eukaryota, Metazoa, Mollusca, Bivalvia, Venerida, Veneridae.